UGAUACCCGUUUUCUUUUUCAACAUGGGUCCACUUGUAUUUGGCAUUGCAUAUUAAAUUAAAUAAGCAUUUUGAGAAUUCACGAAAAUCGUGGUUCUGAGCACAAAUGUAACACAUUAUGUGACAAUAGUGAUUCGCUGCUGUAUGUCCUGUCUCUAAGUUACGUUCCCGAUCGAUACAUCUUCAGCAGACCACCCCACGAGUUUACCACGACUACCGCUUGAGAAUUUUUCCUACACAAAGCCUCAAAUUGAAUUUGAUCGUUUACAUUCCGAUGAGUUUUCAGGAAACAUGCGCGCUCUAUACGAGUGGAUGACGUAACACACCCGGAAUAAUAAUCCACCGAACCAGCUCACGCUCUUGUCAAGAGAAGCUCGGACCAUGCAAAAGUCCAAAGGGUUCGAUGAACAACCUCAUCUCCUUUGGCAUCUCAUCCCAAUUGACAAUCAUCCCAUCAACAAACCACACUCCAUCGGACCUCCCACGCCCUUUUCCCCUUAAUACACAUACACAUAAUACAAAGCUUCCAGCCCCUCCGCCACCAUGGUCAAGCUCGAAGAAGUCGUCGACGAGGAGUUCAUGCGCCAGCAAGAAGGUCCUCAUGACGAAGAUGAAUGGGACACUGAUUCCGAAUCCGACACAUCCUCCAUUUUCUCGGGCCCGCCCAGCGAAUCCCUCGGCGAGCGCCUCUCGGCGCUGCAAGACAUUGUGCCGGCCUCGACACGCCGCAGCAUCUCGAGCAAGUACAACACGGCGUCGUCGUGGGUCAAGAGCGGACUGUUGCUCGGCGGCAAGACGCUGUGGGUUGUGAGCACGAGCGCGCUGCUGCUCGGUGUGCCGUGGGCGCUUGCGUACAGCGAGGAGCAGAUGAUUAUGGAGCAGGAGCGCGCCGAGAUGAUGAACCAGAGGGCUCAGAAUGAGGUAUUUCAUGGCUCCUGGUGCUCCUGCGCCUUCCAAUGGCGCUCAGGCUUCCUUGUAGAUGGAAUCUAUCCUGUCGGGUGUAUAGAUGAAGGAGACGUAUAUUCAGCAAUUCUUGGCUUGUUUUAUUAUUGCUGCGUGAUUGGCAUUGGCUUGGAAGGGGAAGAGGCGAGACACAGCAGUCAUGAUGAUUGGAGAGUUGUACACAAAACUGUGGGCGGACAUGCUGGCACUUGUAUGAUAGGUUUUUCCCGGCUCAACUAA
Molecule: messenger RNA, 1181 nt
Organism: Periconia digitata
Lineage: Eukaryota; Fungi; Ascomycota; Dothideomycetes; Pleosporales; Periconiaceae
Source: the annotation of a GenBank genome assembly